Trypanosoma grayi is the source of this 300-nucleotide messenger RNA. Its product is annotated as transaldolase. The transcript has a single exon. The annotation marks the transcript as partial. Gene Ontology annotation, molecular function: transaldolase activity. Lineage: Eukaryota; Euglenozoa; Kinetoplastea; Trypanosomatida; Trypanosomatidae. The record is from RefSeq and is a predicted model, not a curated record. Gene Ontology annotation, cellular component: intracellular anatomical structure. Gene Ontology annotation, biological process: carbohydrate metabolic process; pentose-phosphate shunt, non-oxidative branch.
AUGAGCCUUCUGGACCAACUGAAGAAGCACACCAUUGUCGUGGCCGACACCGCCGACUUCUCGCUGCUGUCGCAGUACAAGCCGGAGGACGCAACGACAAACCCGUCGCUGGUGCUUGCCGGCAGUGAGCUGCCACAGUACGCCAACCUCGUCAAGGACGCGGUGCAGUUCGCCAAGACAAACGUCGCCCGCCUGCGCGAUGGCCUCGCGCCCGGCGCCGACGAGCGCGCGCACCUUCUGGAGCUCGCCGUGGAUGCGCUGACGGUGAGCUUCGGCUGCGAGAUCCUGCGCGUUGUGCCG